AUGAAGAAACUUGUCCUCCUCUCUGCCCUUGUCCUGCUGGCCUUCCAGGUCCAGGCUGAUUCUAUCGAAAACACAGAUGAAGAGACUAAAACUGAGGAACAGGCAGGAGAAGAGAACCAGGCUGUGACUGUCUCCUUUGGAGACCCAGAAGGCUCUGCUCUUCAAGAUGCAGCCAUAAGAAGGGCUUGGCGGUGCCCACCAUGCCCCAGUUGCCCGUCAUGUCUAUGGUGCCCAAGGUGCCCGAGGUGCAAAUUCAAUUCAAAAUAA
Molecule: messenger RNA, 267 nt
Organism: Mus caroli (Ryukyu mouse)
Lineage: Eukaryota; Metazoa; Chordata; Mammalia; Rodentia; Muridae
Product: alpha-defensin 24-like
Biological process (GO): cellular response to lipopolysaccharide; innate immune response in mucosa; defense response to Gram-negative bacterium
Cellular component (GO): extracellular matrix
Source: RefSeq, a predicted model, not a curated record